This is a messenger RNA of Nymphalis io (European peacock), 2830 nucleotides long. Its product is annotated as toll-like receptor 3. Gene Ontology annotation, biological process: toll-like receptor signaling pathway; inflammatory response; immune response. Lineage: Eukaryota; Metazoa; Arthropoda; Insecta; Lepidoptera; Nymphalidae. Gene Ontology annotation, molecular function: protein binding; transmembrane signaling receptor activity. The transcript is spliced from 8 exons. Gene Ontology annotation, cellular component: membrane. The coding region runs from base 144 to 2453 and encodes 769 amino acids. The record is from RefSeq and is a predicted model, not a curated record.
UACGCCGUAUAAGUUAUAUUAUUAAUGAUCAAAACACGUGUUUAUGUGUUUAUUUAUGUGUAAAUUUUUUUUUUGAUUACUCGUCAGUCAAAAUGUUACAAGUUUUCGUUAGCUGACAAAUAGGGAUUGAUGGAUUUUGUACAAUGUUUUUAUACGAAAUCCUUUGCUGUUUAUUAUGUGUAGCUGCAGCGACUGCUGAACCCAACCAUGAUAAAAGGGAUUGGAAGAGCGAUCCAAAAGACACAACAUGUCUAACUGGUUAUAUGACGGACGUACAGACAUGGGUCGACAAAUAUGGGAGAUUGAAUGACGGUACCAAGGCGUCGAGUAUAAUCAUUUCAUCUCGUGAAGACGUCAGCAAAUUGCAAGAGAAAGUAGCUAAUUUCAAAUGCACUAAAGAUCAACGGAUUAUGUACAUGAGUAUGGUCAACUGUGGACUGACUCGUGUUCCAGCGAUUUUUAAAUUGAAAGACAAUUUAGAGCGUAGUUUAGCAUUUACCCUGGUAUACUUAACGUUAUACGGGAAUAACUUCGGAAAUCUGGAUUAUAACGAGACAUAUGACGUUAUAUUAAAUGCGACGGGAACAAAUGAGAUUAAUAUAAAUACGAAUAUAACAACCUAUAGAAAACAAUUGACCUUGUGGUCAGUGGGAUUUCAAGCCUUCACGUUCAGCAACUUGAGGGAACUAGAUCUACGGUCGUGUUCCAUACAAGCUUUGGGUAGUCACACAUUCCAAAGGAUGCCCAAGCUGAAAAAUCUUUACUUAGGAGAAAAUAAUAUACACUACAUAGAAACUAACGCUUUUAGAUCUCUAACGGCUUUAAAACAUUUAGAUUUAAGCAGAAACUAUGCUUACGAUGAAAGUGGACAGCCUAGGGACAUGUAUUUCGAAUCUUUGGACAUAUUCCAAAAUUUAAAUUUGGAAUCUUUAGACUUGUCAUUUACAUGUUUUGGACAGCGUAAUAUUAACAUACUAAAGAGUAUUGAGAAGAAGCUUAAACGAUUAUCAAUUUGUUACUCCGGCCUGAACAGAAUAAGAGAUGAUAGUUUUCACUUUCCCUCGAUGAGAUACCUCGACAUCUCUGGUAAUUACGAAAUACUGAGCACACCGCAUGUAUUUAAAGAAUUAAAUAAUUCACUACAAAUUCUAUUCGCUGAUAACGUAGCGCUGCGUAAUAUGGACAUUUUUGAAAAACUAACAAAUUUGGAAAUUUUAAAAUUGAGCAACAACGAAAUAAUAUCUAUACCAAAACGCGUGGCGAACAGCUUGAAAAAAUUACAAAUACUCGAUUUAGAUAACAAUAGAAUAGUAUCUUGGUUUAACGAUUUGAUUACUUUCAUGAAGAACUUGAAACUGCUAUCAUUGAAAAGUAACAAUAUCAAUGUUGUAACCAGAGAAAUGUAUUACGAUCUAGAAAACCUUACUUAUAUAUCUUUAUCUGGGAAUUUCUUGAUUUGCAAUUGUCACGCGAGGGAUAUAUACGAAGUUGGUUUGAGAAAUGAAUUAAAACAAAAGACAACAUUAAUAACAGGACUAAAUGAUAAUACGCGAAACCCCUUAUCAUUCCACAUAGGAUUUAAAUAUUUCAACGAUAUAAUACAUAAAAGGAAUAAUCUAACGGACAUAUGUAAAGAAACUAAAAAAUGUAACAAUGUAUAUAGUCCAGUACUAGUUGGUAACUAUUUACUAUUGGACACUAAUGAUUUCACCCAUAUGUAUGAAUGUUUAAUUGUAACUGACGGUGUAACGAAAUCGGUAUCAGAGAUAGAUUCGUGUUAUGAAAAACGUCGAGAGUUUGAUAUGCCAGACGAUUAUAUACGAUAUUGGAAUAAAUUUUUACUUUUCAUCAUACCGGGUGUGCUGUUCCCAAUAUUGUGUUUCGUCUUUAUAUUCAGAAAGAACUUGAGGUAUUUCGUGAUAACAAUGAGAAACUCGGCCAUGCUUAGUUUGAUUAAUAAGAAAGACGUCUGUGUUGAUGGAUCCAUUUUUAACUAUGAUGUAUUUGUUUCGUACUGUAACGAGGACAGGGCUUGGGUAUUGGACCAGCUCCUGCCACACGUCGAAAGAGAUUGCAAUGUCAGCGUUUGCCUUCACGAAAGAGACUUUCAGGUUGGCCUUUCAAUCUUAGAGAACAUAGUCUCCUGCAUGGACCGGUCCCGAUCCAUUAUGCUUAUCAUAUCAAAGAGAUUCUUGCUGAGUCAGUGGUGUCAGUUUGAGAUGCAUCUCGCUCAGCACAGAUUGCUAGAAACUCGUAGAGAAGAUUUAAUUCUGAUCCUUCUAGAAGAAAUACCGAGACGGCUCCGUCCAAACACACUUCACUAUCUCAUGCUCACAAAGACUUACAUAGUAUGGCCAAAAGAUGAGUCAGAACAUAGUUUAUUUUGGAAAAGAAUGAAAAAGAGUUUAACAACGCAUAAACUGAAACAGCAAGAUAAUGUGUCUUUAGCCUAAAAUACGAUCAGUUCUAGAACUGCGACGAAAAAAUUUUACAGCAAUAGGAUUAGACGACAAAAUUAAAAAGUGACUCAAGAUUUAGAAAAAUCUAAAUGAAUGCAAGAGCAUUUUAAUCUUGUUUUAUUGUCUGCUAGCUUGCUUUCGAAAACUACAAAAUUGCGUUUAUUUUCUCGAUUCACUCAAUUUUCUUAUCGUGCGAUGACAUUACAACAAAAUCUAGAUUUACGACCGAUUGGAGUCGAUUGAUAGUAAACAAAUGACUGUUUUAUAAAGCCAAUAUGAUAUCACUGGCAUUGCAAUGUAUGCUGUGCUAACUAAUAUUAGCUAAACUAAUAUAUUCGUCAUUGUAUAUUAUGUAAAAAUUAUAAAUCAAC